Messenger RNA from Musa acuminata subsp. malaccensis (wild Malaysian banana), 2911 nucleotides. NCBI's taxonomy places the organism in Eukaryota, Viridiplantae, Streptophyta, Magnoliopsida, Zingiberales, Musaceae. The record is from RefSeq and is a predicted model, not a curated record.
AAAGUAGUCCUCGGCCGUUCUUGGUAUCGUAUCGUGAGAUGGGUGCUCCGCCCCACCCCCCACCCCCGGGCCGGGGACAGGACUCACCUUUUUGAUCCCAUAAGAGAAAGACCGUCUAUCUCAUCUGGUUCCGAACGCGAUAAGUCAACACAGAGCGACGAGCCGAUACGAGGAGGAGAGUUUGCGACGGGCGAUGGAGGGGAAAUAUAAGGAGUUGAGGACGGCGGUGGACGCGGUGGCGGCGGUGGACGCCCACGCCCACAACCUGGUUGACGUUGACUCCUCCUUCCCCUUCCUCCGAUGCUUCUCCGAGGCCGAAGGCGACGCCCUCUCUCUCGCUCCCCACACCCUCUCCUUCAAGAGGAGUUUGAGGGAUAUAGCUGCGUUAUACAAUUGCAGGGCUUCACUGGAUGAACUGGAAAGCCACCGAAAAUCCUCUGGAUUACUUUCUAUCACUGCAAAAUGCUUUGAAGCUGCCAAUGUAUCUGCUGUUCUUAUUGAUGAUGGAAUUCUGUUUGAUAAAAUGUGUGACUUGGAGUGGCAUAAGUCUUUUGCUCCUGCAGUUGGUAGAAUUUUGAGGAUUGAGCACUUGGCUGAAACAAUUCUUAAUGAUGAGGCUUACGAUACAUCAAGGUGGACCAUGGAUUUGUUCAUUGAAACUUUUCUAACAAGGAUGAAAUCAGUUGCUGAUAAAAUUGUUGCCAUGAAAACCAUUGCUGCUUAUAGAAGUGGUCUACAAAUAGAUACAGAGGUCAGCAAAGCAGAUGCUGAGAAGGGUCUUCUCGCAGACUUAAAUGCUGGUAGACCUGUCCGUAUCAAGAAUAAGAGCUUCAUUGACUUUUUGUUUAUAUGUAGCUUGGAAGUUGCUACGUCAUUUGAUUUGCCUAUGCAAGUCCACACAGGCUUUGGAGACAAGGAUCUGGAUCUAAGGCAAUCCAACCCCCUGCAUCUGAGAAAGGUUCUCGAGGACAAGAGAUUUUCCAAAUCUCAGAUUGUUCUGCUGCAUGCAUCUUAUCCAUUUUCGAAAGAAGCAUCUUAUCUUGCUUCAGUUUAUUCCCAGAUCUAUCUUGACUUUGGAUUGGCAGUGCCAAAACUUAGUGUCCAAGGGAUGAUUGCUUCCCUCAAAGAACUCCUCGAACUAGCACCUAUUAAAAAGGUGAUGUUCAGUUCUGAUGGCUAUGCCUUCCCUGAGACUUUCUUUUUAGGUGCCAAGCGGGCACGUGAAGUAGUUUUCAGUGUUUUGUCAACUGCAUGUGAUGAUGGUGAUCUUACUCUUCCUGAGGCUUUAGAAGCAGCUGAGGAUAUCUUUAGAAGGAACUCAUUGCAGCUUUACAAACUGCAUGGUGUUGUCCAAAGCUCAAUAUCUCUCAACAAGACUUCUAUGGUUACUUCACACCCAGAUGGUAUAGCAUUUGUUCGUAUUAUUUGGAUAGAUACAUCGGCUCAACACAGAUGUCGUGUAAUACCAGUAAGGCGAUUCUAUGAAGUUGUUAAGAACUCAGGAGUAGGGUUGACUAUGGCAUCAAUGGGAAUGACUUCAUUUUGCGAUGGUCCAGCAGAUGGAACCAACCUAACAGCCGUUGGAGAGAUCCGACUCUUACCAGAUUUAACAACAAAAUACAGGAUUCCUUGGGCAAGCCAAGAAGAAAUGGUACUGGCUGACAUGCAAAUAAGGCCUGGUGAAGCUUGGGAAUAUUGUCCAAGAAACUGCUUGCGGAGAAUGUCAAAAAUCUUGAAAGAUGAAUUUAACCUGGAAAUGAAUGCAGGAUUUGAAAAUGAGUUUUAUCUUCUCAAAAAUGUCAUAAGAGAUGGGAAAGAACAAUUGGUUCCAUUUGACAAGACGCGGUACUGUUCUACUUCAGCAUUUGAUGCUGCAUCUCCUAUUUUACAAGAAGUUAACUCUGCUCUUCAAUCCAUGGAUAUUUCAGUUGAGCAGCUUCAUGCAGAAGCUGGACAAGGUCAAUUUGAACUAUCACUGGGGCAUAAAGAAUCUGGUCUUGCAGCUGAUAACUUGAUUUAUGUUCGUGAAGUUAUUAGGUCCAUCGCAACAAAGCAUGGAUUAUUGGCUACCUUUCUUCCAAAGUAUCGCUUAGAUGACAUUGGCUCUGGAUCUCAUGUACAUUUAAGUUUGUGGGAGAGUGGAAAGAAUGUCUUUAUCGGAUCCGAGGCAUCAAAAACUCGACAUGGAAUGUCAGAACUUGGUGAAAAAUUUAUGGCUGGAGUUUAUUAUCAUCUUCCUUCAAUCUUGGCAUUUAUUGCUCCACUUCCCAACAGUUAUGAACGGAUUCAACCAAAUACUUGGAGUGGGGCUUACCAUUGUUGGGGAAAAGAGAAUAGAGAAGCUCCAAUGAGGACUGCAUGCCCACCUGGAGUAUCUAGAGACCUUGUAAGCAACUUUGAAAUUAAGUCCUUUGAUGGGUGUGCAAACCCAUACUUGGGCCUAGCUUCAAUAAUUGCUGCAGGAAUUGAUGGCCUUCGAAGAAAUCUUAGCUUGCCUGAACCCAUUGAAACAAAUCCUUCUGGUCAUGAUUCAGAUGUUGGAAGGUUGCCAAAAGAAUUGCGUGAAUCUAUAGGGGCACUUUCUCAAGACACUGUUUUGAUCAAAUUCCUUGGAGAAGAACUUGUGACUGCUGUUAUUGGUGUUCGCCAGGCGGAGGAUUAUUAUUAUAGGAAAAAUAAGGAUGCAGUCAAGGAACUUAUUUAUCAGUAUUGAUUCAGCUGAUGAUGCCUGGUGUGUAUCUUUUCUCGUGGCACUUGUGACUUCAAUUCUUGAUUCAGAUGUUUUCAUAUGUGAUUUCAAUUCUUGAUUCAAGAGAAGUUGUAUCAAAUGACAAAUUGUCUCGAAACAUUUUAACAAGAGAUAUCAAUUUCUGUAUCUCAUGGACAGAAAUGAAGAAUUUGAUCCUGCUUU